AUGCCAAUCUACAGUGUGCAGAGACGAACAAAAGCAAAUUUGUACCACGAUUCGUUAUUUGCGAUACAAAGAGGUGUUAUUAAUCAAUCGGUUGGUUCAAAGGUGGCUAUCCUUGAGUACACGAUUAAAUGUUGUCAAUGGAAAAACGUUAAAAAAAAGCAAAAGAGCAAGGAAGGAUCGAAUUCCCUGGGAAGCAGACUCCAGCAUCGUCGGGCAUCCGGUGCUGCACGGCAUUUGACUUUUGGGACGAACAACCCGGAGAAAUGGAUUGGACCUAGUGCAUCUUGGAUGAGAUGGGUUGGCGCAUAUGCCGUCGGAACGGUUCGUAUAUUUCCUGGUCAAUUCGGAAGCACCACCAAUGCUGGUCACCAUGUCUAA
Pyricularia pennisetigena is the source of this 378-nucleotide messenger RNA. RefSeq lists its product as uncharacterized. The record is from RefSeq and is a predicted model, not a curated record. The transcript has 2 exons. NCBI's taxonomy places the organism in Eukaryota, Fungi, Ascomycota, Sordariomycetes, Magnaporthales, Pyriculariaceae. Bases 1 to 378 code for a protein of 125 amino acids.